GCAAUGAAAACUUGGAAGUAAACCUAAAUAGUAAAGAGCAGCUCAGUUGAAAUUGAGUUUAAUCGUGAAUGGAUUUCGUGGAAUUGGAGGCGGUGGAAGGGUUGCGGUGGUCGUGGAAUUCAUGGCCGGCUUCGAAAUCGGAAACCACGGGUCUGAUAAUCCCUCUGAGCAUAAUGUGCACUCCGUUGGCGUUGAUGGAAGGAAAGGGCAGCGAACUCCCCAUCCUUCCGUACGAUCCCCUCCUAUGCACUCGAUGCGGCGCCGUUUUGAACCCCUACGCUCGCCUUGAUUACCAAUCCCGCAUUUGGUACUGUCCCUUCUGCUCCCAAAGAAACCCCUUUCCACGCUCUUACUCCGGCAUCGCUGACACCAAUCUCCCCGCCGAGCUCUUCCCUACCUACAGCACCGUCGAAUACGCCAAUAACAAUAUUAUUCAUCGCACUUCUUCUUCUUCUUCUUCUUUUUCUUCUUCUAACUCCCUGCUUCAGCUUCAAGCUGCUACUCCUACUGCUACUGCUGCUGACUCCCGUGGAUUUGGUCCUGCCUUUGUGUUUGUUGUUGAUAUCUCUUCUUCUGAGGAUGAACUUCGUGCACUUAAGAAUGAACUCUUGCUCGUGCUCGACCAGUUGCCCGACAACACCUUUGUCGCUUUGGUUACCUUCGAUUCUAUGGUCUAUCUCCAUGAUCUCGCUUAUUCUCACUGUUCUAGGGUUUUCAUGUUUCAUGGCGACCGCCAAAUUUCCUCCAAUCAGACUCGAAAGUUCCUUAACAUUGGGGGGCGCACCCAACAGCACCAGGUGCAUAUUGGACAAACACCAAUUGUUCCCAAGCAGGGAUUUCUGUUACCAAUUUCAGAAUGUGAGUUCAGUAUCACUGCUGCUAUUGAAGAGAUCCAUUCUACGUCCAAGUUCAGGUCCGGCACCCGCCCGCUGAGGUCCACCGGGGCUGCAAUAUCAGCUGCCCUUGGACUCUUGGAGUGUUGCCUAAUGAACACAGGCUCCAGGAUCAUGGUCUUCACCUCUGGACCUGCCACUCUAGGACCGGGAGUGGUUGUCGACUCUGAUCUCCGCCAAGCCAUGAGAACUCACCACGACAUCAUCCAUGGCCAUGCAAGACUCCACGAUAAAUCUUGCAGUUUCUACAAGCAAGUCUCCAAGAGGCUAUCGGAUGCAUCUGUUGUUCUUGAUCUGUUUGCCUGUUCCCUUGACCAAGUUGGAGCAGCCGAGCUUCGAGAACCUGUUCAGCGCUCUGGCGGAUUCAUGAUUCUUGCCGAGUCUUUUGGAUCGGAUCAAUUCAGGAAAUGUCUCGGGCUUUUAUUUAAACGUGAUGAUGAAGGCUAUUUGAAGAUGAAUUUUGAUGCUACUAUUGAAAUAGUGACCACUAAAGAUGUGAAAAUCUGCGGAGCACUUGGUCCUUGUGUGUCUCUUAAAACAAAGAACAGUUUAGUAAGUGAGACUGAGAUUGGAGAAGGUGGUACCUGUAUGUGGAAGUUAAAUACACUCACUGACAAAACAUGCAUUGCUUUUUUCUUCCAAGUCAGUGAUGAACAGAAAAUUCAACCCGGUUCUGCUUUUUUAAUUCAGUUUAUAACAAGAUACAGGCAGGGGAACAUGGGACUCCGGAAAAGAGUGACAACCGCUGCAAGACGAUGGGUUGCGAACCAUUCCACGGAUAUUGCUGCUGGGUUUGAUCAAGAAGCCGCAGCUUCAGUUAUGGCAAGACUUGCUAUUCUCCGGGCUGAGACAUGCUAUGCCCGUGAUGUCAUUAGAUGGCUGGAUGACACACUUAUCCGUUUUACUUCCAAGUUUGGCGACUAUGUGCCCGAAGACCCUUCUUCCUUCCGCCUAUCUUCCAACUUUUCUCUUUAUCCCCAGUUUAUGUUCCACUUAAGGCGCUCUCAAUUUAUUGAUCUCUGUAACACUACUCCUGAUGAAACUGCAUUUUUCCGGCUUAUGCUGAACCGUGAGGGAGUAGUGGGCUCUCUUAUAAUGAUUCAACCCACGCUAUUCCAAUAUUCAUUUGAUGGGCCACCUGUUCCAGUACUUCUAGAUAUUCAUUCCGUUUGUCCGGAUUUUAUCUUGCUCUUUGAUUCUUUCUUCCAUGUGGUGAUUCAUUAUGGGUCCAAAAUUGCUCAGUGGAGGAAGCUUGGUUAUGAUAAGGACCCAAAUCAUGAGAACUUUAGAAAGCUGCUGGAAGCCCCAGAACUGGAUGCAGAGCAAUUGGUGGCUGAACGGGUUCCAGUGCCAAAGGUUAUAAGAUGUGACCAGCAUGGUAGUCAGGCCAGGUUUCUUCUUGCCAAGUUGAAUCCGUCUGUUACUCAAAAUUCAACAUACACAGAUGGUUCGGAUAUUAUCUUUACCGAUGAUUUGAGCUUGCAAGUUUUUCUAGAUCAAUUGCAGGUACUGGCAGUGCAAGGCUGAUCAAGAACAGCAUUCAUUAGGCUUAUUCUCUUUAUUACAGGUCACGUGAAAAGAAAAAGAAAAAAAAAAGGAAAUUUGUAAGUAGUUUUCAAAGAUGAGUUUUCAUGUUUUCGGCAGAUUGUGUUUCCUUAUUUACUUACGAGUUGUAAAUUAUCUGAUUUCUUAUAUGAUUAGAAUAUUGUUUUGUCCAUUAGACUAGUUUCGAAGCGGUAGCAUAUUGUUACUAUUUCGCUGACUAGGAACUGUAUUAUUCCUCAGUUUUUUUGCCUGUACUGUA
This is a messenger RNA of Gastrolobium bilobum, 2697 nucleotides long. RefSeq names its product protein transport protein SEC23 G. Lineage: Eukaryota; Viridiplantae; Streptophyta; Magnoliopsida; Fabales; Fabaceae. Gene Ontology annotation, cellular component: COPII vesicle coat; endoplasmic reticulum exit site. Gene Ontology annotation, molecular function: GTPase activator activity; zinc ion binding. Bases 69 to 2420 code for a protein of 783 amino acids. The transcript is spliced from 2 exons. Gene Ontology annotation, biological process: endoplasmic reticulum to Golgi vesicle-mediated transport; COPII-coated vesicle cargo loading; COPII-coated vesicle budding. The record is from RefSeq and is a predicted model, not a curated record.